Podospora anserina S mat+ is the source of this 1977-nucleotide messenger RNA. RefSeq lists its product as uncharacterized. The record is from RefSeq and is a predicted model, not a curated record. Gene Ontology annotation, molecular function: CoA-ligase activity. Gene Ontology annotation, biological process: secondary metabolic process. Lineage: Eukaryota; Fungi; Ascomycota; Sordariomycetes; Sordariales; Podosporaceae. Bases 1 to 1977 code for a protein of 658 amino acids. The transcript is spliced from 2 exons.
AUGGCUCUCACAACAGCUUACUCCGGUGCGCCGGCCGGGAGGAUGCCCUUUGACAACGCCUUCGGGUUUACCUUUAGCCAACCGUUCCAGCACGAAAGCGACUUCACUCCGGCAAACCACCGGGUGCCCAAGCUGAUGUUGGCUUAUAUGCGCAUAAAUCUGCUGUGCGACUCUCUCUCUCAGCCAGUUGCUAGACUAACAUGCUUCUCUUUGUGGUACCUAGGUCGCGCAUUAACCUACUCCCAAAUCCGCGCCGAUUCUCUUGCCUUGGCGUCCGGCCUGUUGAGCCUCCCGAAUCUCGACCCGACCGAAAUCAAGAAACUCCCUCCCACACCAUCAUGCCCCCAAGGCCCAGAGAUCGCGCCGGUGGUGUUGAUUCAACUACCGAAUUGCCUCCCCUUUGCGCCUAUUCUCCUGGGUACUUUUGCCUCGGGGUUCACGGCUACGCUUGUCUCGCCUGCCCUGACGGCGGAUGAGGUUGCCUGGAUUUUGCAAAAUGCCAAACCGAGGGUCAUCAUCACUGCGACGGCGUGCUUGGAGGCUAUGAAGGCCGCUAUUGGGAAGCAAGAAGGGGAUCAGAGUUUCUGGAAUGGGGUGCCAGUGUUUACCGUUGAUGCUGUCAACGAUACCUACCCUCUGGCGUUCUCGGGACAGUCAAAUCCCCAAGAUUGGAGACAACUCCUGCAAGCGAAAGGGAAGCCAUCCGUCCAGCCAAAUCAGCGGCUUAACGAGCAGCAAGCCAAAGCCCGGACGGCGGUUAUCCUCUGGUCAUCCGGCACAUCAGGCAGAUCAAAAGGUGUUCUCCUCUCCCACCACGCCCUCAACUUCGCCACCGCCUCCCUCUGGCACGACGCCGAUUAUUAUCCUCCUAGCGGCCCGCAGCGCUGGCUGGGGUUUGCCCCGUUUUACCACGUCUUUGGCCUCUGCAAUGUUUUCCUCUUGGGCAUCGCCGCCGGGGCGAGGGUGUUUAUCAUGCAGGGGUUCAAACUCCCGGAUAUGCUCGAGGGGAUAAAGAAGCGUCAGAUCACGUACGUGCACAUGUCGCCUCCUGUCGCGGUGAUGCUGGCCAAGGCGGAGGUGGUGGAGGAGUAUGCCAAGCGAGACCCAAAGACGGGGAAGAACGGGUUUAGCUCUGUUGUCGGGGCGGUGACGGGGGGUGCGCCGCUGGGGCAUGAGGUGGUUGUGCAGGUGUACAAGAGGUGCGGGUUUAGGAUUCGGUUGGGGUACGGGCUGAGCGAGACUUGCAGUACGGCGUUGCAGAGGGGGUUGGGGGAAAGGGAGAUGGGGGAGCAGGCGGGGGAUACGGGGUUGCCGCAUUGGGGGGUGGAGGUCAUGAUUGCUAACGGGGAGGGGUAUGCGACCAAGGAAGGGGAGAAGACGCCGGCGGCGGGGGUAGAUGUGGAGGGGGAGGUGUUGGUUAAGGCGCCCGGGUUGAUGUCGGCGUAUCUUCCGGUGGGGCUGUUUUCGGGGGCGAAGCCGGACAUGUCGGUUACGAAUGAGGCGCUCACGGCGGAUGGGUGGUUCAGGACGGGCGAUGUCGGUGCCUUGUGCAAGGCGGGGAGGUUGAGGAUCACGGAUCGGUUGAAGGAGUUGAUCAAGGUCAGGGCGUAUCAGGUUGCGCCGGCUGAGCUGGAGGCGGUGCUCUGCAGUAGCGAGUCGGUCGGCGACGCUGGUGUGGUUGGUGUCUAUGAUGACGACGAGGCUACCGAGUGGCCUAGGGCUUUUGUCGUCCCUGCCGGCGGGAAGGAGAAUAAGUCACGGGCUGAUCUGGAGAAGCUGGCUGUUGAGCUGAAAGAGCUUGUGGAGAAGCGCACGGCCAAGUACAAGUGGCUGGUGGGUGGGAUUGUGUUUAUUGACCAGGUGCCCAAGAGUCCAAGCGGCAAGAUUCUCAGAAGGCUGCUGAAGAGCGGUGCAGAAGGGACCAAGGGGGUCGAGAUCAAGCUCUACGAGAAGAAAAAGAGGAGCGCCAAGUUGUGA